AUAUUUUGUGCUUCAAAAAAAAGUCAAAUCUGUUUUGACUUGUUCAACCAACUUAGGCACAUAAGUAAGGUUAAUGCGUAAUUAACAAAAAUUAGAUCAUCACUGUAGAGAAUUGAGGUCUGGAUUGCAGUUGCGUACUACUGAAAGCAAUUGAUCGAUUUUAGGGUUCUUCGGGCUGCCAUUCCCAAAACUACUGUCGAAUCAAAUUGCAGAUAUGGGUGUGUUCGAGCUGCGGUUGGUAAUAAUGGUGGUAACGCUCUUGUUAAUAGUUCCAAGCAUGUAUGGUUGGGGAAAACAAGGCCACUUUAUGACUUGCAAGAUUGCUGAGAAUUUUCUGACUGAAGAUGCUUUAGCUUCAGUGAAAGCAUUACUUCCAGACAGUGCUGAAGGUGAGCUUGCUUCUGUUUGCUCGUGGCCGGAUGAGAUUCGUCGUAAGGCCCAUUAUCGCUGGAGUGGUCCUUUACAUUACAUUGAUACACCUGACUUCAGGUGCAACUAUCAGUAUUGCAGAGAUUGCCAUGACUCUGUUGGUCGUAAAGAUAGGUGUGUCACUGGAGCAAUUUACAACUACACAAUGCAGCUUAUGACAGAGAGUCGUGAUUCCGAUUUCUCAGUAAUGAAGUACAACUUGACAGAGUCACUUAUGUUCCUAUCGCAUUUUGUCGGCGACGUUCAUCAGCCAUUGCAUGUCGGCUUCACGGGAGAUGGAGGUGGGAACACGAUUAUCGUCCGUUGGUACCGGAGGAAAACUAAUUUACACCAUGUGUGGGACAAUAUGAUCAUCGAAUCUGCCCUGAAGACAUUCUACCACUCAGAUAUUACAACAAUGAUCCAAUCUAUUCAGAGCAACAUCACGGAGGCCUUUGUUGACGAAUACUCUUGGAAAAAUUGCAACGGUACAGUUUGUCCAGACCCGUAUGCUUCUGAAAGUAUCAAAUUAGCUUGUAAUUUUGCUUACAGAAACGCCACUCCUGGAGUCACCUUAGGAGGUAAAAAUUGGACUGUUAUGCUAUAUAUGCUGCGUAUGAUUCUGGUUUUGGAUUUGGUGAAUAAUUGCUGCUGUGAUGUAUGUGCCAAUAUUCCCUUUUUCUCGUGCAGACGAUUACUUCCUCUCUCGUCUGCCAGUUGUCGAAAAGCGAUUGGCCCAAGGUGGGGUCCGUUUGGCUGCUCUUCUCAACAGGAUUUUUUCCAAGCAUAAAUCAACUGCCAAAGAAUGAUAUAACCGGAGGAUAGAGAUGAAUAUCUGGUGGGGACCGCUUUUUGCACCAUCCCUUUUGGCUUGUACUUCCCCUCACGUCAAUACAUGUAACUGCCUAAUUAAGCUGUUGAUUGUGGGCAAAGUCAAUAUUUGCUGGAAAGCUAAGAAUUAUUGUGCCUUUUAUAUGUCUCUAUGAUCACACUAUACACACUAUUUUAAGUGCUAGGAUUCCCUGUUAUUCUGGAGUGUGUGUCUUUCCCAUGUUGCUUCUAUUGACAAGCAACUUAGAUUACACUUUAAACAUGAGCAGAAUAUUUUGCUUGUAAGCAUUUGUAUCCUAUUAAGUAUCAAUUAAUUUGUGUA
Erythranthe guttata (spotted monkey flower) is the source of this 1561-nucleotide messenger RNA. The record is from RefSeq and is a predicted model, not a curated record. Lineage: Eukaryota; Viridiplantae; Streptophyta; Magnoliopsida; Lamiales; Phrymaceae.